GUUUGUGUAGGUCAAAGCCUCCGAGGUGUAUACCUCUCACUUGGAAAAUAUUUCACGUAAAACAGAAAACAAAGGUUUCGUAAGUUUCAAAAUUGUUCUUGGCGCGCUGACUCUGAAGUACAAAAUUGAUAAUGGUGUCCAGUUUUUUACUGAAAAUACCAUGACGACAAUUCAAGAUGUUUAGUAGGAGUUUAUGGACAAUGUUUCAAAGAAGUGGACCGUAUUCCAUCAACACAGAAACUGAUUCAUGGAAUGGAACAAUUUUUUGCCGCCUCCAAUCGUUUCAGCAUAAGGCUAUUACGAGCUCUCAAUACAACAACAGACACAUUUUUCAGCCCCUUCAGUGUAUGGUCUUCAUUGGUUUUAGUAUAUUUAGGUUCAAAAGGUACAACAGAAAAAGAACUUGAAGGCGUACUAAGCAUACAAGGAAUGGACAAAAAUGCGGUAGCCCACAGUUACCAAUCCUUGAAAUCUUGGUUCUCAUCAAAGAUCAAAGCUUCAACUUUUACCAUGAGAAACAACAUAUUUCUCCAGAAAGAUAUCAGAAUCUAUUCUUGCUUGGUGCCUUUCUUGAAGAAUGAAUUAGCAUACACUGACUUUCGCGAGAAUCCAGAACUGGCUCGGGUUGCCAUCAAUUUUCUCAUACAGAGGCAAACCAAAGAUAAAAUUAAAGAAAUUUUACCACCGAACAGUGUCCAUAGUUUCACUGAAUUCAUAGUGACCAGUACUAUGUAUUUCAGGGGACUAUGGCUUCAGCCUUUUUUACCACAAUCGACAAGGCCUGGAUAUUUCUUUACAUCUCACUAUGAAUAUUCUCUUGUAGAAAUGAUGGUUGCACAUGACACUUAUAAUUAUGCUACUAGCGAUGAGCUACAGUGCACAGCUAUUGAAAUGCCAUAUGUAGGGAAAUCUCUGACAAUGGUUGUAAUGCUCCCAAAGAAUAAAGCUCAUGGGGUGCAAAUACUAAUAAAUUCGUUGACAGUCACAAGACUGAAUGAUUUGAUAGAUGAUAUGUUUCCAAGAGACAUGGUAUUAGCUCUUCCAAAGUUUCAACUUGAAGACAGUUUUCAACUCUCACCUACUCUUUUAAAAUUAGGUUUAAGAGAUCUUGCCACAGGAACUCUCAAUUUGACUGGAUUUACCAAGGACAAGAUGCUAGAAAUUGAUGCCGUCUAUCAUAAAGCUAGAAUUGCAGUGGAUGAAUACGGAACAGAAGCAUCGGCUGCCACUGCAACUGCGUUUCCCAGACGUUCCCAUUCAACCAAAAUAAUAGAUUUUAUUGUAGACAGGCCAUUUGUUUUCUUCAUCAGAGAGAAUCAUUCUAACAGUAUAAUGUUUAUGGGAGUAGUUCGACAUCCAAGGCAUUUAAAAUCAAUAGUUAAUUUUCACUAUGUUAUUGAACAUUUUUAUUAGUAAUUUGAAUAUAUUUUUUUAACUCAUCUUUACCGCAGUUUUAGCA
Molecule: messenger RNA, 1459 nt
Organism: Argiope bruennichi
Lineage: Eukaryota; Metazoa; Arthropoda; Arachnida; Araneae; Araneidae
Product: leukocyte elastase inhibitor-like
Exons: 2
Coding region: 253-1413 (386 amino acids)
Molecular function (GO): serine-type endopeptidase inhibitor activity
Source: RefSeq, a predicted model, not a curated record